Budorcas taxicolor (takin) is the source of this 1365-nucleotide messenger RNA. It is a transcript of the gene BPIFB6, whose product is annotated as BPI fold containing family B member 6. The transcript has 15 exons. Bases 1 to 1365 code for a protein of 454 amino acids. The record is from RefSeq and is a predicted model, not a curated record. NCBI's taxonomy places the organism in Eukaryota, Metazoa, Chordata, Mammalia, Artiodactyla, Bovidae. Gene Ontology annotation, molecular function: lipid binding.
AUGCUGUGGAUCCUGCGUCUGGCGCUCUGCAGCCUGCUGACUCCCACGCGAGCGGACCCCGGGGCACUGCUGCGGCUGGGCAUGGACGUCCUGAAUCGCGAGGUCCAGAAUGCCAUGGAUGAGAGUCAUAUCCUGGAGAAGAUGGCAGCUGAGGCGGGCCAAAAACGCCCAGGGAUGACGCCUAUCAAGGGCAUCACUAAUCUGAAAGUGAAGGAUGUGCUGCUGCCUGUCAUCACAAUGAACUUCAUGCCUGGGGUGGGCGUCUUCCAGUGUGUGUCCACGGGCAUGACCAUCACUGGCAAGAGCUUCAUGGGUGGAAACAUGGAGAUCAUCGUGGUCCUGAACAUCACAGCCACCAACCGGCUUCUGCAGGAUGAGGAGACGGGCCUCCCCAUGUUCAAGAGUGAGGGCUGUGAGGUCAUCCUGGUCAGUGUGAAGACAAACCUGCCUAGCAACAUGCUGCCCAAGGUGGUCAACAAGUUCCUGGACAGCACCCUACAUAAAGUUCUUCCUGCUCUGAUGUGUCCUGCCAUUGAUGCAGUCCUGGUGUAUGUGAACAAGAAGUGGGCCAGCCUGAACGCCCCCAUGCCUGUGGGCCAGAUGGGCACUGUCCAAUAUGUCCUGACAUCUGUACCGACCACUACACCCAGCUACAUUCAAGUGGACUUCAGUCCUGUGGUGCAGCAGCAAAAGGGCAACACCGUCCAGCUUGUGGAUGAUGCUGGAGGGGCUGAGUUCCCUGAGGACUAUGCUGAAGGCUCCUCACAGCUGCUGCUCUCGGCCGCCUUCCUCACGGCAGAGCUUGCUCUUCUGCAGAAGUCCUUUGAUGUAAAAGUCAAGGAUACGAUGAUCGGUGAGCUGCCCCCCCAAACCACUGUGACACUAGCUGGCUUCAUCCCUAAAGUGGCUGAAGCCUACCCAAAGCCGAAACCCCUGGUGACCCAGAUCAGGAUAAACAAGCCCCCCAAGGUCACCAUGAAGACCGGCAAGAGCCUGCUGCACCUCCACGGCACCCUGGAGAUGUUUGCUGCUCGGCGGCGGGGCAAGCUGCCUGUAUCCCUCUUUGUCCUGGAAACUCACUUCAACCUGAAAAUCCAGUACUUGGUUCAUGAGGACCGGCUGCAGAUGACCACCUCUCUGGACAGAUUACUGAGCAUGUCCCGGAGGUCCUCAUCGAUUGGCCCCUUCAAGGAGAAGAAAUUGAUUGGCUUCAUCACUGAUUUUCUCCAAGAAGCCUACAUCCCAGUCAUCAAUGAUGUACUCCAAGUUGGGUUCCCACUUCCUGACCUUCUGGACAUGAACUACAACCUGGCAGAGCUGGACAUAACUGAGAAUGCCCUGGUGCUGAACCUGAAGCUAGACUGA